UAUAACCACGCGUGGAUUCUGGCGGUCGCGCAAUCCGAUCCUUUAAUUCCCGUUCAAAGGAAAGAAGACACGAUCCGAUCCCAUCCCAUCCAUCAACCCUCGUUGUGGGGACUCCGGCUUGAUUUGUAGGGAUCCCUCUCUUCUCCUCUACUCGAUCGAUUAGCCUCCCUCCUCGCACCGCCGCCGCCGCCGCGCCACCCCCAUCACAUCACUACCUGCGACGAGUGGCGUAGUCACACUGUACAGACCGGAGUCUGUUGUUUCGCCGGAGCCCUAAUCCAAUCCGAUCGCACGCACACAGUCGCAGGUGAAAAUAGCAGCAGCGCGAAGGAAAUCACCAGGGAAGACAAGUGGCCAGGGGUAGGAAUCUAGGGAGGUCGAUAGGCCCCGGCUAGGUCAAGAUCAUCCGAUGACGGGGUGCCUGUGGCCGUGCGUAUCCGGCACCAAUGCCAAGACGGCGGGGAGCGGGGGUUUGUUCCGGUCCAAGCCAAGGAGUCCAACGGAGCUGGUGCGACACAUGGGCGAGCUCCUCCGCUUCCUCUCCGAGCAUCCGGAACCUUGCGGUGGGAAGCUUGACAGCAAGCGUGAACAGAAGAUGGAAGAUCUAAGCAGAGCUAUCAGGGAGACGAAAUUCACUCUGUAUGGAAAUGGUGACGCAGAACCGAUUGCAGAAGCAUGCACACAAUUGACUAAGGAGUUCUUCAAAGAGAAUAUUCUGCGUCUCAUAAUUGUUAACCUUCCACAUAUGGACUUGGAAACUCAAAAGGAUGUAACUCAAGUUAUUGCAAAUCUGCAAAGGCAAAAGGUGGACUCGAGGAUAAUUGCUUCUGAUUACUUGGAAGUCAACCAAGAUCUUUUGGAUAUAUUAGUGUGUGGCUACGAUAACACGGACAUUGCGAUACAUUAUAGUUCCAUGUUAAGGGACUGCAUACGUCACCAAGUUGCUGCAAGGUAUGUAUUAUCUUCUCAACACAUGAGGAAAUUCUUUGAUUAUAUUCAGUUCCCGGACUUCAACCUAGCAUCAGAUGCCUUCAAGACUUUUAAGGAACUUUUGACAAGGCAUAAAUCAACCGCUGCCGAGUUUUUCAACAACAAUUAUGAUUGGUUUUUUCCAGAAUUUAACUCGAAGCUGCUACAGUCUUCAAACUAUAUCAUCCGAAGGCAAUCUAUUCAGCUACUUGGGGACAUUCUUCUGGAGAGAUUAAAUUCAUCAGUGAUGGUGCGCUAUGUCAGUUCAAAGGAAAACCUCAUAGUUCUAAUGAACCUAUUAAGGGAACAAAGCAAGGCUAUACAAAUAGAGGCCUUCCGUGUUUUCAAGUUGUUCACUGCCAAUCAGAAUAAGCCACGUGAGAUCGUUAGCAUACUGUUGACAAACAAGAGCAAAAUCCUCAGGUUCUUGAAAGACUUCACUAUAGAAAAAGAGGAUAGGCUGCUCGAGUCUGACAAAGAACAAGUCUCUAUGGACAUCUUGGCUAUGGAGUUGUAGAUCGAAUCACAUGCAGGAUCAACAUGUUUUCUUCUUUUUGUUCUCUGCAAGUGCUCCAUAAAGCGACUUCCAGGUUGAAUUAGUAAGCCCAGAUGUUGUGGCCGGUUUGACCAUCUAGUUUGUUACUUUGUUGGCACCAAAUUUCAAAUAUAAAAGGUAAAAUGCGUAGUUGCUGCCGAAAAUGUACAUAAAAAUCUCAGGAAACAAGACACGGUACUUUACUGCAAUGAAGUCUGAAAUAUUGACUGGAAA
Molecule: messenger RNA, 1738 nt
Organism: Lolium perenne
Lineage: Eukaryota; Viridiplantae; Streptophyta; Magnoliopsida; Poales; Poaceae
Product: putative MO25-like protein At5g47540
Biological process (GO): intracellular signal transduction
Molecular function (GO): protein serine/threonine kinase activator activity
Source: RefSeq, a predicted model, not a curated record